GUUCAGUUUAUUUUCGGUGUGUCGUGUAUUAUACGUGGUCAAUUACGUAAAUUCAGAUAUUUUCAAGCGAAAGAACAAAAGUUUCUUGAAAAUUCAAACGAAAAGUUUCAAAUUUAAUUCAAUAAAGUCGAAUUUUAUUUAAAAAAAGUAAAAAGAAAAAGAAAAUCGUUCUUCCAACAAUGCACGAUUUAGCUCGAUGGCCGAAUAACAGUUUAGGAUUUUCGUUUCGUAUUUAUUACGAAGAAUGGUGUUAGUUCCGGUUUAAUUUUUGUGCGAAAUUUACUCAAAUGAAAACUAUAAAACUCAAACUGUGACAAUUCAUCACACUCAUAAAUUGGAAUAAAAAAAAUGUUUUAUUGUGAAAACAGUUAAAAUGAGAAUUAUGUGAGAAUCAAAUGAAGCAUUGAUUUGUGAGCCCAAGUAAAAAGUCGCUCACUAUCGGCAGCAGAAAAAAAGCAUCAAGUACUCAGAAGUCAAUUGAGUCAUAUUUGACAGAAAGCAUUCUUAAUUUUCAAUCACGCAUUUGGAUUAAAUAAAACAAAUGGAGCGACAGCGAUCAUUCAAAAGACGGCAUAACAUGCCCAAACCGCCGUUAGCCGAACGUGCUAAAGAGCAUUGUCGUCAGUUUACGGCUUUUCUGUUCAGUAAUGUUGGUAUAAUUAUUCUCGUCGUUUUGUAUAUGACCAGCGGUGCAUCAAUGUUUAAGGCAAUUGAAGGUGAUGUCGAUCUCCAACGUAUCAUUACUCUAAAUAACAGUAUGACCAAAACUCGUGGAGACGUAACAAAUCAGCUCUGGGACAUAACACUUAAGUUGAACAACUUUAAUCAAUCGUCGUUUAUAAACGAAGUAGACAUUCGAAUACAAGAAUAUCAGCAGAAAAUUGUUCUGGCAUUUCAUGACGGAUGGAUGGGCUCGAAUAGCACCAGCUCAAAUACAUGGACUUUUCCCAAUUCACUUUUGUACUCGCUCACAGUCAUCACAACCAUCGGGUAUGGAAAUAUCACACCACGAACAUCACUCGGUAAAACGAUUACAAUCAUUUAUGCGAUUGUCGGAAUGCCAUUGUUUUUGUUGUACCUAUCGAACAUCGGUGAUAUUAUGGCAAAAUCAUUUAAAUGGAUCUAUGCAAAAGUAUGUUUGUGUCGAAUAUGUCCGGGUGUUGCUAAGCGUCGCGAAGCUAGAAAUCGACGAAAAAUGAGAGCACUGCAACGGCAAUUAAAUCAAGAAUACGGAGCAGACGAAGAGGAUGACGACUACAUAUCGGAAGAAAGUAUUUCGUUGACGUCAGUAUCAUCGUCAUCAAGCACCAAAACAUCGGAAAAUAAAACAAAUCCAGACGACACAUCAUCGUCCACCUCCGAAAGUACUAACGAAGAUUUAACAACCGUUUCCGUACCGAUUAGCGUGUGUUUAAUGAUUAUGAUUUGUUAUAUUUUAUUUGGUGCAAUUAUUUUUUUGCACUGGGAAAGCAACUGGAGGAUAUUAACAGGUUGCUACUUUUGUUUUAUUUCAUUGAGCAGCAUUGGUUUUGGCGACAUCCUUCCCGGAGACAAAAUAUUCCAUGUGAAAAAAGGAGAACCUGAUUCGCUGUACGCCGUUGAUAUUCAAUUCAUUAUAUGUGCGAUGUAUCUGUUGCUGGGUAUGGCAUUGAUUGCGAUGUGCUUUAAUUUGAUGCAGGAACAGGUAAUCAACAAUAUACGAGCAUUUAAAAGAUGUAUUUCCGGAUGUUUUCGUUGUCAUCGUUGCAAAAGCAAUCAUGACUUUGACUAAACAACGUCUCCUUCAACUAUUUCGUAUUUAGAAGUAAGGAAAAAAAAUGUUUUAUACGAUUUUAGAUUUUAUUCAUAUGAUGUAUUGUUUUAUUUUAAAUAAAUGACAUUCCAAUAUUAAACAGG
Molecule: messenger RNA, 1896 nt
Organism: Contarinia nasturtii (swede midge)
Lineage: Eukaryota; Metazoa; Arthropoda; Insecta; Diptera; Cecidomyiidae
Gene: sand
Product: TWiK family of potassium channels protein 18
Exons: 7
Coding region: 542-1771 (409 amino acids)
Biological process (GO): stabilization of membrane potential; potassium ion transmembrane transport
Cellular component (GO): membrane
Molecular function (GO): potassium ion leak channel activity
Source: RefSeq, a predicted model, not a curated record